Molecule: messenger RNA, 1132 nt
Organism: Scylla paramamosain (green mud crab)
Lineage: Eukaryota; Metazoa; Arthropoda; Malacostraca; Decapoda; Portunidae
Gene: ND-SGDH
Product: NADH dehydrogenase [ubiquinone] 1 beta subcomplex subunit 5, mitochondrial-like
Exons: 4
Coding region: 53-688 (211 amino acids)
Source: RefSeq, a predicted model, not a curated record
GUUGUAGUUAUCACAUUAACAUAUAAUUAUCAUGCGUGCCAUUUUGUGACACAUGGACACUGGAAGAGUGUGUGCAGUAGGCAAGGCAGAACCAAGGAACGUAUGUAAAAUCCUUGGGCAGAACCGUCCGUGUGUGUUAGUAAGACACAAACAUGUCGGUGCUCAGCCGUCUGCCUGCUCUCGGCGCCCUGCGUGCCUUACCUGGCCGCCCCCUCGCUCUCUCCGUCGCCCAGCGGGGGAUGGGGGUGGGGGACCACGCACCAUGGACAUCACGGCUUCGCGGUGGCAGUGGCAUAAGUUCAAGGACGUGCUGCACUUCUACUUCAUGCUGGGCGCCCUCCCCCUCACUGCCCUUGCCUUCGCUGUCAACGUGUUUGUCGGCCCAGCCCAGCUGGCACCCACCCCAGAGGACUACACCCCCAAGCACUGGGAGUACCACCGUCACCCCAUCUCGAGGUUCCUGGCCCGGUACUUCUACACCAGCCACCAGGAGGACUAUGAGAAGUACCUCCAUUACAUCUACGAGGAGAACGAGAAGAAGCAAAUGAGGCUGAUUGAGAAGAGAGUGAAGGAGCUGAUGGCAGAGAGGGAGGACACCAGGGCACACUACUACCGUCCAAUCCUCACCAAGUACCACAAGAAGGUCAGGGAGGAGUACGACCAGAUGCAGCACGAGCGAGGCUUCUAAGGACCCGUGCGGGACUCCUGUUGGGGAAUACUGGGGGGACUGGUGGUGGGUUUGCCUGUGGGUUUCUCCUGAAGUUAUCAAUUUGUUUUAUAUAUUUAUUCAUUAUUUCUUUUCUGUAUGUAAGAUCGUCACUGGUUAAGCAUAUCGAAAAAAGUGAAAAAAAAAGGCCCUCUGAGGUGGCAGUUCCAAAAUGCAAAAAGGUUUAUGAAAUUAUAAAAGCUAAUCUAUUAUGCCUACUGCCACCACCACCACCACCACCACUGACUUCACCCCAACAUUCUGUCUAUGAUGUAUAUAUGAGUGACUUCCUUUAUAUAGUUGUGUAAGAUGUCAGUGUAUGCUCUGCCAUCAUGCCACCUUACCCCUCGUCUUCUGAAGGGAGGAAGAGGUGCGGCUGAAUUGUAUGCAUACUUCAGAAUGUGGCAAAGAAUGUUAAUUUAUGUA